AUGAAGGUCGCUGACGGAGGUGUUCCGGAAGUCCUCCAGCGAGGCGCCCAGCAGGACAAGGGAGAGACGGCGCGCCUGCAAUACUUUGUGGGUGCGAUCGCCGUCGGCGAGCUGGUCAAGUCGACUUUAGGCCCCAAAGGCCUCGACAAGAUCCUCACGCCGAUGCAGGCGAUGGAGGGCAGCCGCUACGGCAAGACGAUCAUCACCAACGACGGCGCGACUAUUCUGAAGAGCGUCUGGCUAGACAACCCCGCGGCGAAGAUUCUCGCAGACGUCGCGCUCCAGCAAGACGUGGUGUGCGGCGAUGGAACUACCGGCGUAGUCGUCCUCGCCUCUGAGCUGCUGAAGCAGGCCGAGGAACUCGUGAACCAAAACAUCCAUCCUCAGAUCAUCACCGCGGGCUACCGCAAAGCGCUCGCCGUCGCGCGCCAGCGCCUGCAGCAAGUCUCCUUCGGCUGCGAAGAAAACCGCCUGCGCGAGUAUCUGAUGAACGUCGCCCGCACGACUCUGUCUUCGAAGCUCCUCACUCACGAGAAGGAGCACUUUGCGACGAUCGCGGUGGAUGCGAUUCUCCGCCUGAAGGAACACGCUUCCUCGCUCGACCUUGUUCACAUCAUCAAGAAGCCUGGCGGCUCGCUGCGCGACUCCUUCCUCGAUGAAGGGUUCAUUCUCGAGAAGCGCAUCGGCGCCUGCCAAGCCAAAGUCCUCGAGGACUGCAAAAUUAUGGUUGCCAACACGCCGAUGGACACCGACAAAAUUAAGAUUUACGGCGCGCGCGUCUCGGUUGACUCCUUCGAGGCCGUUCAGGCACUGGAGCUCGCAGAGAAGGAAAAGAUGAAGCAAAAGGUGGAUAAGAUUGCGGCCUACGGCUGCAACGUGUUCAUCAACCGCCAGCUGAUUUACAACUACCCCGAGCAGAUCUUCCAGGAUCACAAAAUCCUCGCGAUUGAGCACGCGGACUUUGACGGCAUGGAGCGUCUCGCCGCGGCUCUCGGCGCGGAGAUCAUCUCCACCUUCGAUGCGCCCGACCCGAGCAAGCUGGGAUACUGCAAGAAGGUUGAGGAGAUCAUGAUCGGAGAGGACAAGGUCAUUCGCUUCUCGGGAUGCAAGCGCGGCGAGGCCUGCACCAUCGUUCUGCGCGGCGGCAGCGAGCACGGACUGGAGGAGGCGGAGCGUUCGCUCCACGACGCGCUGGCGAUCCUCUCUCAGCUCGUUCUUGAGCAGAAGGGAGAGAAGCAAAGCGGCCUGGACACCUCGUUCGCCGGCGUUCGCGAGGCCCUCGACCUCGCCUCGGGUUCCAAAGAUGCGCAACCUCUCGUCGUCUGCGGCGGAGGUGCUGCGGAGAUGGCGAUGGCGGCGGCUGUCGAGGAGCUCGCGCGCAGCGAGGCCGGCAAAGUGAGCCUCGCGAUUGAGGCCUUCGGCAAGGCGCUCCGUCAGAUCCCGACGAUCAUCUUGGAGAACGGCGGUCUGGACAGCGCGGAGAUUGUCUCGCAUUUGCGCGUGGCUCACCUGAAGGGCGAACACACCAUGGGCGUCGACAUCGACAACGGCUGCGUGACUGACAUGCGCAGCAAGGGAGUCCUCGAGGCCUACAAGAGCAAACUCUCGCAGAUUUGCUUCGCCGCUGAGGCUGCCGAAAUGAUCGUUCGCGUCGAUGACAUCAUUCGCUGUGCUCCGCGCGAGAGAUCUGGAAUGUAG
Messenger RNA from Besnoitia besnoiti, 1698 nucleotides. Its product is annotated as t-complex protein beta subunit. Gene Ontology annotation, molecular function: ATP-dependent protein folding chaperone; ATP binding; ATP hydrolysis activity. NCBI's taxonomy places the organism in Eukaryota, Apicomplexa, Conoidasida, Eucoccidiorida, Sarcocystidae. The coding region runs from base 1 to 1698 and encodes 565 amino acids. Gene Ontology annotation, cellular component: cytosol; chaperonin-containing T-complex. The record is from RefSeq and is a predicted model, not a curated record. Gene Ontology annotation, biological process: protein folding. The transcript is spliced from 13 exons.